Messenger RNA from Williopsis jadinii, 1149 nucleotides. Its product is annotated as kinase-like protein. Gene Ontology annotation, molecular function: protein serine/threonine kinase activity; ATP binding. The record is from RefSeq and is a predicted model, not a curated record. NCBI's taxonomy places the organism in Eukaryota, Fungi, Ascomycota, Saccharomycetes, Phaffomycetales, Wickerhamomycetaceae. Gene Ontology annotation, biological process: protein phosphorylation. Bases 1 to 1149 code for a protein of 382 amino acids. The transcript has 4 exons.
AUGGCCAGGUCGCUGCCUUCGAUCCCCAGCGCAGUAAACCAACCAAUUGCAUUGAUGCCAGCUCUAUUGACAACGUGGUUCAGCGCUAUGAUCGGAGGUCGGUCAAGACCAAGAAGAGGAUCAGCUGGUGUCGAAACAGCCGCCUCGAAGGAUGUAUUGCCAGGUAGAGAUUUGCGCAAGAGAACGGUGGACGACUUUGAGCAGUUGAAGAUCUUGGGUGUUGGCUCUUACGGGUCUGUGUAUCUCGUGAAGGAUAAGCACACAGGGCAGUACUUUGCCAAAAAGACCAUAAAGAAGGCACGUCUUUCUGUUAAUAAGACGUUGUUGAAGAACCAAAUGAACGAACGUGAUAUCCUAGCAUCAAUUUCACAUCCAGCUAUAGUGAAAUUGUUCUAUGCGUUCCAUGACUUGGAGAAUAUUGAUUUGAUCCUCGAGUUCAUCCCUGGUGGUGAAUUGUUCUACUAUUUGGCUGAUGUCCGCAGAUUCAACGAAAACGACACUGCCUUCUACAUGGCUGAAAUUUCACAGGCUCUACAUCAUUUGCACUCCAUUGGUGUUGUGUACCGUGACCUCAAGCCAGAGAAUUGUCUCUUGGACAAGAAAGGCCAUCUCGUCCUCACGGAUUUUGGGCUCUCCUCACAGGAGGAGAAAUGCCGAUCAAUCCUUGGAACGCCAGAAUACUCCGCACCCGAGGUGUUGAUGGGAAAGGAAUACUCAUACGAGGCUGACUGGUGGAGCUUUGGUGUGAUGAUGUAUGACAUGGUUGUUGGACAAGUCCCAUACCCAGGUUCUGAUCGUAAGAAACUCAUUACAAGCAUUCAAAAACGUGGUGCUAAUUUCCCCAAUUGGUUGAGUGAAGAUGCCAAGGACAUCAUGAGGAAACUCCUACAAAGAGAUCCCAAAAAACGUAUGGACGUUGAUGGCUCAUUCGACAAGUUUAUGAAUCACAGGUUCUUUAGAAAGAUCGACUGGAAACGACUCCGUGAUUCAACACCACCUGUGGAACCUCAGGUUGGCAGUUACAUCGAUUAUGGACUCGCAGCUCUCAAACAGCAUUCAACGUCAGAAUACGUGGAUCAAUCUCUCUUUAGAGGAUUCAGCUUUGUUGCUGAAAAGUCUGUUUUAGAACAGCAUUAUGAUCAAAUUUAA